Molecule: messenger RNA, 2066 nt
Organism: Nematolebias whitei (Rio pearlfish)
Lineage: Eukaryota; Metazoa; Chordata; Actinopteri; Cyprinodontiformes; Rivulidae
Gene: actr8
Product: actin related protein 8
Exons: 13
Coding region: 120-2066 (648 amino acids)
Biological process (GO): regulation of DNA-templated transcription; double-strand break repair
Cellular component (GO): Ino80 complex
Source: RefSeq, a predicted model, not a curated record
GUAAAAUCUUAGAUGGAAAACGAGGAGAAGACGGUUGUUAAAUUUGAUGCACAUAGCACCAGCAGCUUGAUACGUCGCUGUUUUUAUGAUAAUUUAGCGGAGAAUCGUCAACAGUAACUAUGACUCAGGCUGAGAAAGAACAAGAAAACGGAAAGGAGAAAGAAAAGGAGCGGGACAAGGAGAAAGAGAAGGAGCAGCAGCGCGGAGUGAAAAGACCCAUAGCUCCUGCGGCCAUUCCUGAACCUCUUCAGGAGCAAAUACAGAGUAAUUUUGUUAUUGUGAUCCAUCCCGGCUCAAGAACGCUUCGCAUUGGCCGAGCAACAGACACUCUGCCGGUCACCAUCCCUCAUGUAAUUGCACGCAGACAUAAACAAAGUGGGCAGCCCAGAUUUGAAGAUGCAUGGCUGCUGAGAGAAGGUCUAAACAAACCAGAGAGUAAUGAGCAGAGACAGAAUGGACUUAAAAUGGUAGAUCAGGCCAUCUGGUCAAAGAAGAUGUCAAAUGGUGUCCGAAGGAGUCCUGCGUCUGCUGAACAGGCCAGAGCGUAUAAUUGUCAGAUCCGUCCAGCCAUACUCGACAGCAGCUCUAGGGUGAAGUGGACAAACACAAGCCACCAUCCUCCUUAUCUGGUCGGAGAUGAGGCUGUUUAUGUGAACCCGUCAGACUGUUACAACAUCCACUGGCCGAUUGUCAGAGGUCAGCUCAACAGACACUCAGGUUCUGGAGGCUCACUGACCGCAGUUCUGGCUGAUCUGGAAACAAUCUGGAGCUACAUCAUUCAGAAGCAUCUGGAGAUCCCCCUGAAAGAUUUAAAGUAUUACAGAUGCAUCCUGUUGGUUCCUGACAUCUACAACAGACAGCACAUAAAGGAAAUUGUCAACAUGCUGCUGCUUAAUAUGGGCUUUUCAGCAAUUAUUGUGCACCAGGAGUCGGUGUGUGCUACAUUUGGCAGUGGGUUAAGCAGUGCUUGUGUAGUGGAUGUAGGUGACCAGAAGACCAGCAUCUGCUGUGUAGAGGAUGGAGUGUCCCAUCGGAACUCACGGUUGUGUUUGGCUUACGGAGGUUCAGAUGUGACCAGAACUUUCUUCUGGUUGCUGCAGAGAGCCGGUUUUCCGUACAGAGACUGUCAGUUGACCAGCAGACUCGACUGUCAGCUCUUGCAGCAUCUAAAAGAGACCUUCUGCCAUCUAGAUCAGGACAUAUCUGGAUUACAAGAUCAUGAAUUUCAGACUCGUUUCCCAGAAGCCCCAGCUCUUCUGUACCAGAUUCGACUUGGGGAUGAAAAACUACAGGCACCCAUGGGUCUUUUCUACUCAGCCACAUUUGGCAUUGUUGGUCAGAAGAUGACAUCACUUCAGCACCGUUCCCAAGGUGACUCAGAAGAUCCUCACAAUGAACAUUACCUGCUGGCCACACAGAACAAACAGGAUCAGUCCUCCAAAUCUGCUGCAGACCGGAAGGCUGUUUCCAGACCAGGUGGAUGUUUGGAGGGCGAGGUGAGCUGUCAGGGAAGGAUGGGGGAGGUGUCUGAUAUGCCCAGGGGCUGUGGGAGUGUUGCUGGCACCAUUGCAGGAGGAGGUGGAAUGAUGCAUGGCGACAUGGAACUAGGGCCUGCCCAGGGGGAGAGUCUGAUGGAGGCAGGAGAAGUGGAAGAGCCUCUGUCGACCCACUCCUCCAGGAAAACCGCCAUCAUUAGCCAGUUUGAAAGCAAAGCGCUGGGACUGGACAAAGCAAUCCUGCAUAGCAUUGACUGCUGUGGAUCAGAUGAGACCAAACGGAAGAUGUACAGCUCCAUCCUGGUUGUAGGAGGGGGCCUGAUGUUUCACGGUGCUCAGGAAUUUCUGCUUCAUCGCAUCAUCAACAAGAUGCCGCCCUCCUUCAGAAGGCUGGUUGAUAAUGUGGAAGUUAUCACACGACCUAAGGACAUGGACCCCAGGCUGAUAUCCUGGAAGGGGGGAGCCGUGCUUGCUUGUCUGGACACAACGCAGGAGAUGUGGAUCCAUCAGAGGGAGUGGCAGCGUUUUGGUGUCAGAAUGCUCAGAGAAAGAGCAGCUUUUGUCUGGUGA